This is a messenger RNA of Pyricularia pennisetigena, 1662 nucleotides long. RefSeq lists its product as uncharacterized. NCBI's taxonomy places the organism in Eukaryota, Fungi, Ascomycota, Sordariomycetes, Magnaporthales, Pyriculariaceae. The record is from RefSeq and is a predicted model, not a curated record. Gene Ontology annotation, biological process: defense response; superoxide anion generation. The coding region runs from base 1 to 1662 and encodes 553 amino acids. Gene Ontology annotation, cellular component: NADPH oxidase complex; plasma membrane. Gene Ontology annotation, molecular function: superoxide-generating NAD(P)H oxidase activity. The transcript is spliced from 4 exons.
AUGUCGGUCGGGGAGCUUCUGGCUAAGCAGCUCACGGCGCAGAAGCUUUUCUUCAACAUUAGCUUUUGGGGGUUCCACAUAGGCAUCUUUGCCUAUGGUUGGUACAAGCAGUUUUCAGACCCGCGUCUGGCCGGUCUGAACACUCUUACUUUCUCCGUUUGGAUUUCUCGAGGUGCCGGUCUGGUGCUCUCCGUCGAUGGAAUGUUGAUUCUGCUGCCCGUCUGCCGAACGAUCAUGAGGUGGAUCAGGCCCAAGAUCCGCUUCAUUCCUUUUGACGAGAACAUUUGGUUCCAUCGCCAAAUCGCAUAUGCCAUGCUGAUCUUUAGCAUCACACAUACCGCUGCGCAUUAUGUCAACUUUUUCAACGUCGAGAGAGUUCAAGUUCGUCCCCAAACUGCUCUUCAGAUUCACUACGCGCAGCCUGGUGGUGCCACUGGUCACAUGAUGCUGUUGUGCAUGCUUCUCAUGUACACUACAGCCCACCACCGCAUUCGUCAGCAAUCCUUCGAGACUUUCUGGUACACUCACCACCUGUUCAUCCCGUUCUUCCUCGGUCUCUACACCCACACGGUGGGAUGCUUCGUGCGUGACACUGUGGAGCCGCUCUCGCCGUUCGCUGGAGACGAGUACUGGAACCACUGCAUUGGAUAUCUGGGUUGGCGCUGGGAGCUGUGGACUGGUGGCUUUUACCUGAUUGAGCGUCUUUACCGUGAAAUCCGAGCCCGUCGUGAGACCAAGAUCACCCGCGUCGUCCGCCAUCCUUACGACGUCGUCGAAAUCCAGUUCAACAAGCCCUCUUUCAAGUACAAGGCUGGGCAGUGGCUCUUCCUGCAGGUCCCCAGCGUCUCAAAGUACCAAUGGCACCCUUUCACCAUUACGUCUUGCCCGUACGACCCCUACGUUUCGGUCCACGUUCGUCAGGUCGGUGACUUCACCAAGGCGCUCGGUGAUGCCACCGGUGCUGGAGCGGCCCAGGCCAAGCUCUACGAGGGAGUCGACCCUAUGGGUAUGUACGAGGUCGCACUCCAGAACGGCCAGCAGAUGCCCAUGCUCCGCAUUGACGGUCCCUAUGGCGCUCCUGCCGAGGACGUGUUCGAGAACGAAAUCGCAGUCCUGAUUGGAACUGGUAUUGGUGUCACACCUUGGGCCUCGAUUCUCAAGAACAUCUGGCAUCUGCGCAACGGCCCGAACCCGCCCACCCGUCUCCGACGUGUUGAAUUCCUGUGGGUUUGCAAGGACACCAGCUCCUUUGAAUGGUUCCAGACUCUUCUGUCUUCGCUCGAGCAGCAAUCAACAGACGCUGCGGGUCUCCCCGGCGGCAACGGUGUCGAGUUCCUCAAGAUCCACUCGUACCUUACUCAGAAGCUCGACAUGGACACCACCCAGAACAUUGUGCUCAACUCGGUCGGCGCUGCUCUCGACCCCCUGACUGAGCUCAAGUCCCGCACCAACUUUGGUCGCCCCAACUUUGCUAAGCUGUUUGCCUCGAUGCGUGAUGGUAUUAUGGACAGGACAUAUCUGAGUGGUCUUGAGGGAAGCAUGAAGACCACGGUGGGAGUCUACUUUUGCGGUCCUUCAGCAGCUGCUCGCGAUAUCAAGGCUGCUUGCAAGACUGCAUCCGUCAACGAAGUCGAGUUCCGUUUCUGGAAGGAGCAUUUCUAG